AAAUUUAAUUUAAGAAAUAAAAAAUUUUUGUUCAUAAAAGUAUAUUAUUAAUUAUAUAAUUAAAUUUAGUUUACGUUAUUUAACAUUUUAUUAUAGUAUUCAUUUACAGGAUAAUUUGGAAUGGAGACUUAUGACGUAAUUGUUAAUCAACCAGUUGUUAUAGACAAUGGAUCUGGAGCAAUUAAAGCUGGUUUUGCUGGAGAACAAACUCCUAAGUGUUGUUUCCCAAAUUAUAUUGGCAGACCAAAACACGUUAGAGUCAUGGCUGGAGCCUUAGAAGGAGAUACAUUUAUUGGACCAAAAGCUGAAGAGCAUCGAGGUUUACUCUACAUUAAAUAUCCUAUUGAACAUGGAAUAGUUACUGAUUGGAAUGAUAUGGAACGAAUAUGGCAGUAUAUUUAUGGUAGUGAUCAGCUUCAAACUUUUUCUGAGGAACAUCCUGUUUUAUUGACUGAGGCUCCUUUAAAUCCACGAAGAAAUCGUGAAAGAGCAGCAGAAAUAUUUUUUGAAACUUUUAAUAUUCCUGCAUUCUAUGUUUCUAUUCAAGCUGUUCUUAGUUUAUAUGCUACUGGACGUACAACAGGGGUGGUUUUAGAUUCAGGAGAUGGAAUUACACAUACUGUUCCUAUAUAUGAAGGUUUUGCUAUGAAACAUGGUAUAAUUAGAUUAGAUUUAGCUGGUCGUGAUAUUUCUCGAUACCUUAAGUUGUUAUUAAGAAAGGAAGGUUUAAAUUUUUCUACAUCUGCAGAAUUUGAAGUUGUCAGAGCUAUAAAAGAAAAAGCCUGUUAUGUAGCUUUGAGUCCAGUUAAAGAAGAAACAUCAGAAAGCAGUAUAUAUCAAUAUAUGUUGCCUGAUGGAAAUAAAGUUGAUAUUGGACCAGCUCGUUUUCGUGCUCCAGAAGUGUUGUUCCAUCCUGAUUUAAUAGGUGAAGAAUGUGAGGGCUUGCACGAAGCUUUGGUAUAUUCAAUACAAAAAUCUGAUUUAGAUGUACGGAAAAAAUUAUAUCAAAGUAUUGUUCUUGCAGGAGGUUCAACUUUACUAUCUGGAUUUGGAGAUAGAUUAUUAUCAGAAAUCAAGAAAUUAGCGCCCAAAAAUAUGAAAUUAAAGAUUUUAGCACCACAAGAACGUUUAUACACCACGUGGAUUGGAGGUUCAAUUCUUGCAUCAUUGAGUACAUUCCGAAGAAUGUGGGUCUCAAAACGAGAGUUCUUUGAAGAGGGAGCACGAGUUAUACAUAGAAAAACCAUGUAGUUUGUUAAAUCAAUUGUAAUUGAAAUGGUCUGAAUACAGAUGUUCAAAUGAAUUUAUUUUAAAGUACUCACCUAAUUAAUGGUGUUUCUUUUUUAUUGUACAAUUAUUUUAAUCAUGAUCGUUUCUCACUAUUCCUUAAAAACUGUGCUUUUGUAAAUAUAAGCCAUAAUGGCAUUUAUGCAUAAGCUCAUUGUUUUUAUAUAUUUUUGUUUCGCUUCUAAUUUUAUUAUUAUUAUUAGGAUUAAGUAUAUACAGAAAGUAGAACUAACCAAGUGUUAUAAAAAAAAAUUCAAGUAUUACAAUAUUUUAAUUAAAAAAACUGCUUUUGGUAUACUUUUGUAUAUUAUCACAUUAUUAUAUUAACAAAAAAGCUAAGUGUAAAAAUUUGUAAAUAAUUUUAUCAAUACUGUUUGGUAAUGCAAAAUUUAUUAAUUAAUCAAUGAAAAAAUAAUUGAAAAAUUAUAAAGUGUGAUAAUGCAUAUUCCAAGACCAAUAUAUAUAUUUUUUUU
This is a messenger RNA of Daktulosphaira vitifoliae (grape phylloxera), 1760 nucleotides long. RefSeq names its product alpha-centractin (gene Arp1). NCBI's taxonomy places the organism in Eukaryota, Metazoa, Arthropoda, Insecta, Hemiptera, Phylloxeridae. Bases 121 to 1251 code for a protein of 376 amino acids. The transcript has 8 exons. The record is from RefSeq and is a predicted model, not a curated record.